ACGACGGCUUUACCUAGAGAACGCUAACCAUAGUUUGUAACACUGUGACUCUGUGAGCAAGCUGCUGGUUUGCUUGAAAUCAUGGCUGCUGCGGUUGCUGUUGAUGUUGAUCUUCUUUCAUGGAAAAUUGAAAUUUUAAAACUGACGGUUUCCAUCAUUGGUGUAUGUGGUAUGGGAAGAGUUGGAAAGAAUACUUUGGUGAAGAAUUUGAAUAAUGAACUCAUAAAGACUAUUGCGUCAGGGUCUAAACUGUCUUUUGGUCUUGUGGUAUGGGUUACAGUUCCCAAACCGCCAAUAGACAUAAACAAGGUUCAAACAAAAAUUGCCAAUAGAAUAGACGUAAAGGUUGAUGUCAACAAAAGAGUACAAGACGUUGCCAAUAAAAUUCAUCAAAGACUCACGCAAGAAAUGAACUCAGUUCUUAUACUGGAUCAUGCUUGGCAAAUGAAAACAUACACCGAAACAAAGGUGUUCACUAUGAAUGAGGAUGAAUCUUGGCAACUGUUUGUCAAAAAAGCAGAAGAUAAUGCCUCUUUGGAGCAUAUUCAACCAUUUGCAAAGGCAAUUGCAAGAGAGUGCAAUGGUUUACCUUUAGCAAUUGUUGUUAUUGGAGCAUCUGUGAGGGAAGAAGAGGGUCGAGUUGUGGAAAGAAUCUUUAGAAUCACUUGGAAUGUCCAAACCUCAUAACAAAUAUGUCAAAAAGAGAGGUGACAUUCAAAGUUGUUUCUUGUAUUGCUCCUUAUAUCCGAUGACUAUUCCAACAGAUGAUCUCAUACACAUGCCGAUGGGCAGAUGGGUUACUUGGUGAACGUAACACAUGAAGCCUACAAUACGGGAAUCACAAUGAUUGAGAGUCUAAAAGAUGCCUGCUUGCUUGAAAUGUAUGAGUUUGAUUCUGUGAAGAUGCAUGACGUUGUUCAAGAUGUUGGGUACAUGGAUAGCUAAUUCCUUUGGGUAUGCACACAAUUCUCUUAUUCAGGAAGGACAUGGAGAAGCUAACAAAGUUCAGAGAUGCUAUGAAGGAGAAGGUGGAUGGAGCUGAGAGAGAAGGCUAUAAACCAAAACCAGAUGUUUUGAAGUGGCUCAAGGAUGUUCAGAAGCUGGAGAAUGAAUGGGAGUCUAUUCAAGAAAGCAUUGCAAUGACGAAGAAGCUUGCAUAAAAAUGCUGUCCAAAUUGCUGCCUUCAGUUGGAAGUCUCCACUCAAGCACAAAACCCGUGAGAUCAACUUGUAAGCUUAUAGAUAUUGGAGAAAGCUUUGAAUCCAAUUUGAUGGUAGAAUAUUACCCGAUGAAAAAAAGUUGAGUUCAUCUCAGGACCAUCAAUAGAAGGCCAGUCAGCAGCAACAAGGAAUCUCAACAAAAUCCUACAACUAUUAGAAGAUGAUGAGGUGGGGAUCAUUAUGGGAGGAGUGGGAAAGACUACUUUGGUGAAGAAUUUGAACAAUGAGCUUCUAAAGACUACCGCGUCAAGCUCCAAACUGCCUUUUUAUUAAAUUGGAUACUUCAUCAAUUCUCAAUGGAGACCACACAUGGAUGACUAGAUUGAAAAGAUUCCGCAUUGAAGUUGGGGAAGCUCCAAUACCAGUAAAAUUCAACAAGUCAGCAAGGAUGAUAUAUGCAUAUCUCCAAUUGUGAAAGUUUCAGCAAGGGAGAGCUCUCGGUGAAUAGGCGUGUCAGAGAAAUCUGAGAGUUCAAGCAAGAUUUGUUAGUUAGCUUCACAUCAUGGCUCACUGG
Molecule: messenger RNA, 1734 nt
Organism: Solanum stenotomum
Lineage: Eukaryota; Viridiplantae; Streptophyta; Magnoliopsida; Solanales; Solanaceae
Product: disease resistance protein At4g27190-like
Exons: 6
Coding region: 82-687 (201 amino acids)
Molecular function (GO): ADP binding
Source: RefSeq, a predicted model, not a curated record